UAUAUAAAAAAUUAAAGUCAAAAUUUAAUAAUACUUAAUAAAUUUAACGUUCAAUAUAAGAACGUGAUAUACAAAUAGUUUAAUUUUAUUAGUUUUAAAAAAUGUCAAGUAGUAGAACGACACCUUUACAUUUUGAAAUAUUUUAUGAAUGUCAAACCACAAAAGCUAGAACUGGAAAAAUAACUCUUACUCAUCAUUAUGUAGAUACACCUGUAUUUAUGCCAGUGGGAACUCAAGGUACUUUGAAAGGUUUAUUACCUCAACAGUUAGAAGAAUUAAAUUGUCAAGUUAUUCUUGGAAAUACAUACCAUUUAGGGACAAGACCUGGUCUUAAUGUUAUGCGGAAAGCUGGAGGAUUACAUAAAUUCAUGAAUUGGAAAAGAGCUUUAUUAACUGACUCUGGAGGUUUUCAAAUGGUAUCAUUAUUGGAGCUUGCUGAAAUUACAGAAGAGGGUGUUAAAUUUAAAUCACCAUAUAAUGAAUCAGACUGCAUGUUGACUCCUGAACACUCUAUACAAAUACAAAAUAUAAUAGGUGCAGAUAUAAUUAUGCAGCUUGAUGAUGUAGUUAAAAGUACAUUAACAGGACCAAGAGUAGAAGAAGCAAUGCAUCGAACAAAUAGAUGGUUAGAUAGAUGUUUAGCAACUCAUAAAAGAUCAAGUGAACAAAGUAUAUUUCCUAUUGUGCAAGGUGGCCUUGAUUCCAAACUAAGAACAAAAAGUGCAAAGGAAUUAAUUAAACGUAAAGUAAAUGGUUAUGCUGUGGGUGGAUUAAGUGGUGGAGAAAGUAAAGAUGAUUUCUGGAAGAUGGUACAUCUUACUACAGACAUACUUCCAAAAAAUAAGCCACGUUAUUUAAUGGGUGUUGGAUUUGCUACUGAUUUAAUUAUUUGUUCUGCUUUAGGCAUAGAUAUGUUUGAUUGUGUGUUUCCCACAAGAACAGCAAGAUUUGGUUGUGCAUUAGUACAGACAGGUCAACUCAACCUAAAACAAAUUCAAUAUUGUAAAGAUAUGAUGCCAAUAGAUGAAUCAUGUGAAUGUAAUACAUGCAAAACAUAUACACGGGCUUAUCUUCACCAUAUAGUGACAGUAGAAACAGUCGCAUGCCAUUUAUUGUCUGUCCACAAUAUUGCAUUCCAAAUGAAAUUAAUGCGAAGCAUUAGACAAAGUAUCAAGGAACAAAGAUUUCCAGAAUUUAUACAGCAAUACAUGUUAAAUAUAUAUCCAGACAAGAAAUAUCCAGCAUGGAUAAUUAAUGUUCUGAAAGCUGUCAACGUUAACCUGUUAUAAUUAGUAAGUAUGUGAGUAAAAUGUAAGUCAUUGAAAGUGUAAGUCAUUCAUACCUUAUAGAGAUGAUAAUCUAUAUCAUAUAAAAUGAACAUUUGUAAAAAUUCAAUCACAAAAUUAAUUAAUAUUUGAAAAUUAAAUAUCAAUUUUAUUAGCUUUACAAAUUUUACUGUUACCAAAUACCUAGUUUAAAAUCUCUUAUAUCUUGAAAUGAUAUCGCAAAUUGCAAAAGAAAUUUUUGAAUUUAUUUUGCCAUAGAAAAUCUGGAUACUCGAUAUAAUAACAUAUGGUAUUAAUCAGAAUUAAGGUUUAGAUUGUUCCAUUUGAAUCCAGAUGGAAAGAUAUCUGUUUCUAAUAUGCUAAAAUUAACGAAUUUUUCACUCAGAAGCUCACGAUUAUAUUCUGUUCCUCAGCAAGCUAAUACAUACUAUAAUACAUAUUGCGCGUACGAUAAUUAUGUUAGAAUAAAAACGAUCAUGAUUUUAUCCCCAUAAUGUCUACACUACACUUAGGUCAAAAUUUCAGUGUGUGGUAGGUGUCAAAUAGGCGUCAGUGUAUGCCUUCAAUGAUUAAUCUUCUUGCUUAACAUUUUCUUUGAUCGAUAGAUUACUUUCAAUGAGUUCUUAAAAUGGUAAUGUAAAAAUACAAUAAUUUUCUGAUGGAUAUCAAAUAAUACUAAUAAGAAGAAAAUUAUGUUAACAAAUCAGAUCCAUUAUAUCAUUACAUACCAUUAUAUACCACUUUGACAAUUUUCAAAAAGCGAUUUACUGAAUAAAAAGAGUGUUUACACAGAGAAAAAACAAGACAAGAUAGAGGCAGGUAUAUUAAUUGGAGGGGUUCCUUGUAAUAGACUUUGACACUAUAAAGCGA
Molecule: messenger RNA, 2156 nt
Organism: Megachile rotundata (alfalfa leafcutting bee)
Lineage: Eukaryota; Metazoa; Arthropoda; Insecta; Hymenoptera; Megachilidae
Gene: Tgt
Product: tRNA-guanine transglycosylase
Cellular component (GO): cytosol
Molecular function (GO): tRNA-guanosine(34) queuine transglycosylase activity
Source: RefSeq, a predicted model, not a curated record